UGCUAGCAAGGUUUCCUGAGCUAACACUUAGUGUCAGGUCAGCAGCGUCACAGGUUCAGUUUGUUUGGAGUCAGCACAGAAGCACCAUGGGGGUGAGGUAACCGGCGGGGCUGCUGCUCGUAUUGUGCCUGACACGGACUCUGUAUAGGGCGUGGGGAGGCGGAAGCGCUCAGCGCCCUCGCUGGCCCCCGCCCGGGAGCACGGAGCAGCGGAGGGGGCGACGCCGAGUGCAAGGGGGGGGCGGAGGGAAAUCCAGAGUGAAGGAUCUCGGGGGUAGAAUGGAGGACAAGAAAGAGGAGGGCGAGGCGGAGAUCCAGGAACACGGACCCGAGCACUGGUUCACCAAGUGGGAGCGGCAGUGCCUGGCCGAGGCCGAACAGGAAGAGCCGGCGGAGGAGGAGGCCGAGCAGAGUCAGCAGAAACUCUGGCACCUCUUCCAGAACUCUGCCACCGCCGUGGCGCAGCUUUACAAAGAUCGCGUGUGCCAGCAGCAGGGACUGUCACUGUGGGUCCCCUUCCAGAACGCUGCAACAGCUGUCACCAAUAUAUAUAGAGAAAGUGUGGAUGCCCAUCAGCGGAGCUUUGAUCUAGGACUACAGAUUGGUUAUCAGCGACGCAAUAAGGAUGUUUUGGCCUGGGUAAAAAAGCGUCGGAGAACUAUUCGCAGAGAGGAUUUGAUCAGCUUUCUAUGUGGCAAAAUUCCCCCUCCAAGAAACUCACGUGCACCCCCAAGACUAACUGUUGUAUCCCCCAACCGAGCUUCUCCAUCAGAAACUGGCUCAUCUGUAGAGACUGAUUUGCAGCCCUUCCGAGAAGCGAUUGCUCUGCAUGGUCUGAGUGGAGCAAUGGCUGGUAUAAGUGUCCGCUCAAGUACUCCGGGCUCACCUACUCACGUUAGCGCCAGUUCUAGCCGUAGGAGAAAUGGACUUCAUGAUGUCGAUUUGAACACUUUCAUAUCAGAAGAAAUGGCACUCCACUUGGACAAUGGUGGCACUAGAAAGCGUACCUCAGCCCAGUGUGGCGAUGUCAUUACAGACUCACCAACCCACAAACGCAACCGAAUGAUCUAAAUUUGCAAAAAAAAAAAUUAAACAUCCACUUGAUCCUCAACAUACUCUUAGAAAGAAACCAUGAGGGCCAUCUUUCCUUUUCACUGUUAAAGACAAGCGAAUUCAAUAAUGAUUGCGAUGAUAUGCUAUUAAAGGAAGUUCUAGGCAUUACGGUAGAUGCGUCUUUUAAUUAUGGCUUUCUUUCAACUAUACACGUAGCAGAGGACAUCAGGUAUUGUGUAGUAUUUGGCAAGAUCAUCAUAGUUAACAUCUAUCCAUUAAAUGCAAAAGUGAAAAGUGACCUUACUUGUAUUUGCAAAGGGUGUUUUUUCUCUUUUCCUCACUGCUGAGUUAUAUUUGCUUUACCUAUAUUGCCAUUUUAAAUAGAACUAAACCCAACUUGUCGCACAUUACUUCUACAGGCUUCUAUCUUUGUUUUCAUGCACCUGAUUACUAGUGUGCAGAUACCCAAUAUUUUUUUCUUUAAUACAAAACUUGAUUCUCGUGAUUUAUAUUAAGAGAUGCUAUGAUGAUCAUGCGUUUAAUACUUAACAAUGAAUCAAUAUAAGGAUCUUUAUUGGAUUCACUUUGUGUGUUUUAGUGUGCUGACAUACCGAUAUUAAAACUUCUCCCAAAUUACUCUCCAUAUGCUUUUACAUUUUGUCAGUUUAAGCACAUGUAUGCACUUAUUUACAUGCUGGUUGUAUCCGUGUAAGGUAAAUGUAAACUGUAUAAGCCACACUAAACUCUAAAUUACCCCUUGAAAUUUCUGCAAUUUUUUGUAUCAGUUUCCUAGUAUAUAUUUAUUUGCAGUUUAACAUAUAUAUAUAUAUAUAUAUAUAUAUAUAUAUAUAUAUAUAUAUAUAUAUAUAUAUAUAUAUAUAUAUAUAUAUAUAUAUAUAUAUAUGUGUCUCCUUAUUCCAUAUAUUUUUAUUUUGGAAGUGGUUUUCUCUCCCCAUUCAGAGUUCUCUAAAACCUGUGUAAAAGACCAUUGCAGUCAUCACAGUAAGAUUGUGCUUCAUUUAUUCCUGUAUGGAUAAAAUGACUAAUUUUUAACACUGGCGUUUAUUAUAAAUUUGCGCCUCUGUGGCAUGCCAUAUUACACAGGCUAAGUGCUUAUUGUGACUUCAUUCCUUGCCCUAGACUGCAAACGGCUUUUCAUCUGAUCCUCUUUAACCCAGAAUCAUUUACCCGUUUUAAAGUUAUUUAUUUGAUUUUGAUAUUUUUAAUAGUUUUUCCAUUUAACUUUCAAAUAGCAUUUAGAAAAAAAAACAUUUACCUAUUAAAAAAAUCUUGAUUUUGAGAUUUCAUCCUUGUUAACCUACUUUUUAAGCUUACUGUUAAAAAAAAAAAAAAAAAAAAAAAAAAGUGAACACUAUACACUCUUAACUGAGACGAUCCUGUAGUGCUUUGUGGAGUAGCUCAUUGUAUGCCUCAAGCAGUGAAAGGGCUCCUGGAAAUUGUUCCUUUUAUUAAUAAUUUGGUGCACAGUUUAAACAGACAUUGAAUUUAUUCCUGGCCACUUGAGAAAUAUCUAGCUUUGUAUAACAUGUUGAUAUUUUGAUCUCUCUAGCAUUUGUAUUUCUGGGAAUGUUAUAAUUUAGAACAUUGUAACCAAUGAUAUGGAAUCAUUUGGCCUUAAUCUGCUAUCUUCAUACUCCAUUUGUUUUGUCACCAGAACUCAUCCGUGACAUUGUGUUAACUGAAAUUUCAUUUUUAUGGCAAUAAAGGCACUCCUGCAACUGGUGGUGAAAUGGCCUAAUGGUUUGGGUUCUAAGAUGGGGUAAAAAAAAAAAAAUCAAACAAAACUGGAGUGCCUUAUUUGUGUACCUGUACUGUGACAUUUCAAGAGCUAAUGUGCGUAUGUUUUCAGUAGUAACAAUUGCAUGCAAGUUUAAUGCUGCUUAAACUUAUAUUUAAAUUCAUUGGUGGCGUUCAACUGCAUCAGGACAAAUCAUGGCUCUUGGAAGGAAUGGAGCAGCAUCCUUCAUUUUGAAGCACAGUUUUCGGAAACAUCUCUUCUGUCCUAUUUUUCUAUGGUGUAUUGUGUAUGUAACCAAACAAGAACGAAAAAUACUUCCUAACAAGCUGGACAUUAAUACACAAAUGUUUUUGCCUGGAAGACAUGGCCACACACUGUUUCCCCAGUGCACAUUAUGACAAAGCUGUUUUAAAUGGAGCUUACAGUGUUUGUUUUAUAUGGAUUAUAAAUAUUGCAGACACUUGCCAUGUUUACUCUUAAUCUGAAGGAACUAAUGUUGUAAUAGGUGAGUUGUAGUAAUCUUGUGACAAGUGUAAACUUAUUUAUCAAGUUUAGCUGCCAAAAGGAGAGUAUAAAAGGAUAAUUUGUGCUCCUAUGUCUGUGAUUAUCAUUUUGUAUUUGCACUUCUCUGCUGCUUCAAGAACUGGUACAAGGUUGGUCCACAGAUCAGUUUUACAAUAUUUAAUCUGAACAUGUCUCUGAGGAAGAUCAAGGAACCAUUAAUGUUUCUUUAUGGAAAGGAAGGUUGCAGUUUUCUUCACAAUAGUUGCAAGUAAUAUGCCAUGAAUAUAUAUAAUAUGUCCAUAAUGUGGUAUAUGAGCAAUGUUUACAGAAAAGGCUGGUUCACUUGGCAAGUUAAACUAACGGUUUUUACUGCAGCCUGUCGCAAUUUAAAAAUAAAACAAUGAUAACAUCA
Pseudophryne corroboree (corroboree frog) is the source of this 3727-nucleotide messenger RNA. It is a transcript of the gene HAPSTR1, whose product is annotated as HUWE1 associated protein modifying stress responses. The coding region runs from base 279 to 1070 and encodes 263 amino acids. NCBI's taxonomy places the organism in Eukaryota, Metazoa, Chordata, Amphibia, Anura, Myobatrachidae. The transcript has 4 exons. The record is from RefSeq and is a predicted model, not a curated record.